Penicillium samsonianum is the source of this 1281-nucleotide messenger RNA. RefSeq lists its product as uncharacterized. Bases 1 to 1281 code for a protein of 426 amino acids. The record is from RefSeq and is a predicted model, not a curated record. Lineage: Eukaryota; Fungi; Ascomycota; Eurotiomycetes; Eurotiales; Aspergillaceae. The transcript is spliced from 2 exons.
AUGCCGACGAAGAAGAAAGCCGGCGGCCGAAAGCGCGACAAUGAGGCGGACCUUGCUGAGCUCGAAAGGCUCCGGAAGCAAGUCGCUGAACAGGCCCGCAAGGAGGAAGAGAACCAGGGCAAGCGCCAAGUGAGCAGUCGGCGCCAACGGACACUUGUUCGCUGGGAUGUGGAUACCGACAUUCGCCUUCUGCUGGCCAUCCAGUAUGCCUGCAAUAAACUCGGCGUCAAGAUUCCGUGGAAGGAGGUCGCGGAAGCUAUGGGAGAGAAGUUCACAGAGGGUGCAAUCGUUCAGCAUUUGUCGAAGCUGCGUACCAAGCGGGAUGAGCAGGAUAAACCAAACCCGCCUCCACUGAAGCGUGCAGGAAAUGGUUAUCACAAGACCGACACAAGCAACAAGAAGGAGAACCCUGCACCGAACACUCGCAGCACAAAGCGCCGUCGCCUUGAUGAAUCCGAUGAGGAAUCCGAAGAUUCUAUUUACACCCUGAAGAAGAAGCAGUUCUCGAAGAACAAGAAGAAGGACAAGGUUUUUGUUGCUCCCAAGCUGCGUACAAAGCGUGAAGAAACCGACAGCGAUGACUCGCAGAAGCUGGUGUGCGUUGGAGCGGAAUGGUUGCGUGACUUCGAUGGUCGCGAUGACCGCGAGAUCGAUGGCGAAUCGGCUAGUUCUGAGGAGAAUGAGAACUCGACUGAAAGUAGCCAGGCCACUACCCAGGCGACUAAGCAGUCAAAGAUGGUGACUCUCAAGGUUGGCCGAGAGUGCCUGGCAAGUGUUGACCGCAACGUUGGUGACUCUGCAACCUUCCGAGACCCCGUCACCCCAACCAACCCGAUGCGCGUCACCAACAUGCAACCCCGUCACCCUUCCUACUAUCCUUACAUGCGCACUGAUUCUAUUGCUCCUUUUUCGCCUCCCACUCCGACCCCAUUUGCUAAUAACUCUCGUGUUAACAUCCCUUUCCCGUCCAAUGGUCCCAGCCCAUUUGACGUUGUCAACCGGUUUCCCACUGCAAUUUCUGACGCUGGUCCUGGUGUAGCCCCUAGCUCUGUCUCCGGUGGAGUCUCUACCUUCAAUGGACAGAACCUUAGUCCAGAAUAUUCGCAGUUUGAUAUGCCUCCCGAAAUGCAAUUUGAGGACCAGUAUGCAGUGACCAGCUACCCUGAAGCUGAUGAUUUUGAUGGCCAGUUCAUUUCGGACGCUGAACUGCUUUCGCGCCUUCCGGAUGUAGAGCCACCACGCUACUAUGGGUAUGAAGGUGAAGACACUAAGGAGUUUUAA